AUGGCAUGUCGUGUUUCGGAUGGUCUAUUUACAGGGAGGCUGGCAGAGCUACCGACCUUAAUCAGCGGCCUAGUUGGCGGUGUUAUUAGAACGGUUGCUGCGGUGAACGUUCCCGCGAAAGGAGAGCGAACCCCUCGCUCAGCCCCCAGUAGAGAGUGAAGUGUGGGUUGCGGGAAACUGUACGAGUCUGCACGCGAACUCGACGGGCUUGUGCAGCAAUUUACCUUCAUUAUGGGGAAGGCUGCAAGCUCCGUGAGAGUCGGUGUGGAGCACCUUGACCGUUGCCCGGCUGAAGGUAAACUCCCUUCGUGCCCCUGUUUGAUAGACAGGUGCAAGUUUGACCAGGGUAUUGACGCCGGCGAGCAGGAAGCCGAGUACCUUCUAAGGGGCAACAAGCUUGCUCUGGAGGCCUUCUUGGAAGGUGCAAAGGUGGACGCAGCCCGUAUCAUGAUCCUUGUUGAGGGCAGCAAAGAUACAGUCCUAGGGAACAUUCCCCAUACCCAGGAGAAACUAAGCCAAACCUAUGCCUCAUUCUUCAGGGGCUAUCAGGAAAACAGCCGCUCUCCUGGCUAUUCUGCUUCCUACCAGACUGUUCCCUAUGGACAAUGGAAAAGAGUUCGAGGUAUCGAUGUCUACUCCCCCGAGGCGCACGGUAUGGUCAGCUGUACAUACAACCCGCUUGAGUGUGGUACGUUCCAAACGUGCAUUUGCAUGAGGGGACCCACAAUCCUUAGCGUUUUUCAGGUAUCUUGGCAUGAUUUUUCUACUUCUUGUGAAGCAACUGCUAGAUCCUCGCAGUUUCCCUUAGACGCAUCCUGUUCAAUGGUUCUGGACAUCUCCUGCAAGAACUUGAGGCUUCUAGCCCCCUACCCUGAUGCGCUAGAGACGGAUUUGUUGACAGACGGUCGCACAGGAGUAUGA
Molecule: messenger RNA, 921 nt
Organism: Cyclospora cayetanensis
Lineage: Eukaryota; Apicomplexa; Conoidasida; Eucoccidiorida; Eimeriidae
Product: sporozoite antigen-like
Source: RefSeq, a predicted model, not a curated record